This is a messenger RNA of Eublepharis macularius, 2616 nucleotides long. RefSeq names its product Ras association domain family member 10 (gene RASSF10). NCBI's taxonomy places the organism in Eukaryota, Metazoa, Chordata, Lepidosauria, Squamata, Eublepharidae. Gene Ontology annotation, biological process: signal transduction. The coding region runs from base 277 to 1734 and encodes 485 amino acids. The record is from RefSeq and is a predicted model, not a curated record. The transcript has a single exon.
CGCAGCAGUAACAACGCAAGCGGCUCAAGCCCUGCGCUCGGCAGUUUCCCGGGGCAAGCGCGGAAGGGAACCGGUCCGAGGAGAGCGGCUGUUGCCUGGCGGAGGACUCGGGGCAUGGCGAAUGGAACUCCGGACUAGUUUGGCCCCAGGGAGGCCAAGCCAUGCGGCGGCCAGGCGCCCCGACAGCAAGGCCCGGGCAGCGGCUCUCUUGAGCGCUUUUAUGGGGAGCAGCAGCGGGCCCCGCCAGCGCCCAGCCACCUGCGCCGCCGAACCCUGAUGGAGCCCGAGGAAAAGAAGAUCUCGGUGUGGAUCUGCCAGGAGGAGAAACUGAUCUCGGGGCUUUCCAAGCGCACCACUUGCUCGGAUGUGGUGCGGGUGCUCUUGGACGACAGCAGGCGGCGGCGGCAGGAGCCGGAGCAGGAAGAACAGCAGCAGCAGCUGGGCUCGCUGCAGGAGUGCGGCGAGGGGAUGCUGGCGGGCCCCCCGCAAUCUUACUGCAUCGUGGAGAAGUGGCGGGGCUUCGAGAGGAUCCUGCCCAACAAGACCAAGAUCCUGAGGCUCUGGGCGGCGUGGGGCGACGAGCAGGAGAACGUGCGCUUCGUGCUGGUGCGCAGCGAGGCGUCCCUGCCCAACACGGGGCCCAGGAGCGCCGAGGCCCGGGUGGUGCCCAGCAAGGACAGCCCCUGCCACCAUGGCCUGGGGACCGCGGCUAGGGCCAGCCUGGCUCUGAGCCAGGAGCGGCAGCGCCGCGUGGUGCGCAAAGCCUUCCGCAAGCUGGCCAAGAUCAACAAGCGCAGGGGGCCGCCGCCGCACGAGGAGCCGCCGGCCAAGGAGGCGUCCGCGGCGGAGAGGAUGGAGACCCUGGUGCACCUCGUGCUCUCGCAGGACCACACCAUCCGCCAGCAGGUCAAGCGCAUCCGCGAGUUGGACCGGGAGAUCGACCGCUACGAGGCCAAGGUCCACUUCGACCGCAUGAAGCGCCACGGGGUCAACUACGUGCAGGACACUUACUUGGUCGGGGGCGAGGCGGAGCUCUCCGAGGGCGCCGAGGAGACGGAGCAGCCCACCGGCGGGGAGGGGGCGGCGGGCGGCGACCGGGACCGGGACCAGGAGGAGUACGCCUGGCAGUGGGAGCAGGUGGCGCGGCUGCAGGAGCAGUGGCGCCGCCAGGAGGAGCUGGUCGAGCAGCUGGCCGGCGAGAUCCAGCAGGAGCUUAACGAGCGCUGGAUGAAGCGGCGGCGGGAGGAGCUGGCGGCCGCCCGGGGCUCCAGCGCCAGCCUCUCCGAGACGGACUGCAACACCACCGAGCUCAUCGGCGGCGACGGCGGCGGGGAGUUGCACGUGGAGCAGGAGCGCGUCAAGACGCAGCUGAGCACCAGCCUCUACAUCGGCCUGCGCCUCAGCACCGACCUGGAGGCCGUCAAGACUGACCUGGAGUCCGCGCAGCGCUCCUGGGCCGACAAGGAGCGGGAGCUGCAGCGCCUGCUCGACACCCUCCGGGCCCUCGAAGUGGAGCAGGAGGAGGCGCCCCCGGGCCCUUCCGCCUCCCCUCAGCGGCCCGAGGACUGCGGGCGCACGGACGCGGCGCCCAUCCCCUCGGAGGUCUGGGGGGAACAGGCGGCCCGGGGCUUGGGCAAGGACUGCGAGGAAAACGACGAGGAUUCCGACACGGGCUUGAGUUCCAUGCACAGCCAAGACUCAGACUCGGUGCCCGUUUGCGAAUCCCUCGUAUAGCAGCCGGCGCCUCCGGCUUUCCACGCCGCCCUCUCAGGGAGCGGACCGCGGUGCUCCCGCGGCUUUGCCCGUCUGUGCAAUAAGCAAGCCCCUCUGGGAUGAAGAAGUGUUCGGGGUUUCCCUUCUUUUUUAAAGACUCAGUGAGUGACAAAAUAAGAAUUAACGCUGGCACCGUUUUUAGUCAACUUAUGAUCACCAGUUACUGCCUAAAAAGGAUAACAUAAAUUCCUACGAAAAAGUUAGGGUUUUUUUAAAUUAAAAAGAUUGCACACACCCACUUUUUUAACUCUUAAAAGAAAGAAAUCAGCUUCAUUGUGAUGCAUGCUGACUCCAUAAGGUGCUUGUUCCUCUAAAAGAAGAAAUAUUUUGUGGGAAAGAGAUUUUGUUGUAUUAUGGCCAUUGAAAGGAAAUGGGUUGGCUCUUACUUGUAGCAAUAUGUUAGAGCUAGCCACUGACAGAUUUUAGUCUGUCUCCUUACUUGUUUUAUCUUUUAGUUCAAAACAAAAGGAAUUUUGCAUUUUAUUCAUUAUAGAAAUUCCCGGUUCUCUAAAUUCAUGCCUUUUUAUUUCAUAUUUAAAAAUCACUUUGAAUGGAAAUUCUAAUCCUUGAAUUCCCCAUUGUAAAUGUAGGACAGUAUUCAUUUUGUUACAUAAUUUGUUUGAGUCUGUUUUCUAAUGGUAAACUUUUAGCACUGUUUUCCAUAGUGCAAAGCCAGCAAUAACAGUAUAAUAAUGUUCCCUAAAAGAAUUAGUUUGCUUCAUGAAAAGUAAAAUAAAGGAGUGGAAGAUCUAGAAGCAGCGCUCUGGGUGAUUAAUAACUGGCAUGCAUGCCUAAUGUCAGAAUGUUUUGAGCAGAUUCUAACUUGUGUCCUACUGAGAAAUU